CUAAGUUCGAUGCGCUCGGCUCUGGGCCCUGCCGUGAGUUCUCGGUGCGGGCGACAGCGCUGCUGAACAUGGCGUCAGACGGGAUGAUUUUAACGAACCACGAUCACCAAAUCCGGGUCGGAGUCUUGACAGUGAGCGACAGCUGUUUUCGGAACCUCGCGGAGGACCGCAGUGGCAUCAACCUCAAAGAUCUGGUACACGACCCCUCCCUGUUGGGAGGGAUGAUCUCGGCUUACAAGAUAGUACCAGAUGAGAUAGAUGAAAUCAAGGAGACACUGGUGGAUUGGUGCGAUGAAAAGGAACUUAACCUCAUCCUGACCACCGGAGGCACAGGCUUCGCUCCGAGAGACGUCACGCCAGAGAGACUUCCAGUCGGAGGCCUUGCAGCUCCCAGACCAGACGGAGAUGCAACUGGUCAGCAGGCUCUCGAUGGUCCCUCUGUAGAAGGUGGAGAGGAUGGGAGGGGGGAGAGACACCCUUCUCAUCCGUCGCAGGAAGUGAUGUGGUUGGUGUUGUACCUGGGACGACAGUCGUGGGUCAUCAGGGUGAACAGCAGGGGACUCAAGACACAGCCCUGUGGGGAACCGGUGCUCAGGGAGAUGACACUUGAGGUAUUGUUACCCACACGGACAGACUGGGUUCUGUCGGUGCUCCAGGCUCAGAUGGAGAGCAGUGGAGAUGGCGUCCUCAGUGGAGCGGUUAGUUGUCUGGAGUUGCUGGGGUCAUGGAAGAAACCUUGGACCUUCUGGCUGUGGGUGCGUUUUGCUGCCUUGAUAGCACGGUUCAGAUUGGCCCUCGCUGUUCUGAGUGCCACAGCUUCACCGGAUUUGAAGGCAGCAUUACGUUCCCUCAGGCUUGUGCGCACCUCCUUAGUCAUCCAAGGUUUCUGGUUGGCCCCCUCUCUGAACAUGUCCCAGUCAGUGCACUCAAAACAGUCCUGCAGUGCAGACAUAGAUCCCUCAGGCCACACUCUCACCUUCUUCACAGCAGGCUUUUCUCUGCAAAUCCACAUGUUGAUGGAAUUUUGGAAGAACAGUCUUCAUGUUGGCCUGGUUAAAAUCCCCAGCAACAAUGAAAACGCCCUCCGGGUGUGUGGUUUGCAUGUCACUGAUGGCACUGUAGAGGACUCCGCCGCUGACAGUUCAGGAGCCCGUUUCUUCUUUCUUGGCCGCAAAGUCACUGUCCUUGUCACCUGCAGCCGUAUCUCUGUCACCGAUCUCCUCCUCACUCGGCUCCAUCCUUCUUCCCAGGAAUGUUUCCAGUUCAUCUUGCCAGCGUUGCCGCACGCCAUCGACCUUCUCCGCGACGCGGUGGUGAAAGUAAAGGAGGCGGCGGACGAGCUGGAGGACCUGCCGUCGCCGCCGCCGCCCCUCUCGCCGCCGCCCAACAGCUCGCCGCGCCGCCAGACGGAGGACAAGGGCGUGCAGUGCGAGGAGGAGGACGAGGAGAAGAAGGACAGCGGCGUAGCGUCCACCGAGGACAGCUCCUCCUCCCACAUCACAGCCGCAUCCAUCGCCGCCAAGAUCCCAGACAUUAACUCGCGGGGUGUGCAGGUGUUGCCUCGGGAUACAGCCUCCCUCAGCACCACGCCCUCGGAGUCGCCCCGCGCCCAGGCCACCUCCCGCCUCUCGACAGCUUCAUGUCCCACCCCGAAAGUGCAGUCACGAUGCAGCAGCAAAGAAAACAUCCUAAGAUCAAGUCACAGUGCAGUGGACAUCACUAAGGUGGCCCGGAGGCACCGCAUGUCCCCCUUCCCCCUCACCUCCAUGGAUAAGGCCUUCAUCACUGUGCUGGAGAUGACCGCUGUCCUGGGCACUGAGAUCAUUAACUACAGAGAUGGGAUGGGUCGAGUCCUGGCUCAGGACGUUUAUGCCAAAGACAACCUGCCACCUUUCCCUGCCUCUGUUAAGGAUGGUUAUGCUGUGAGAGCGGCUGAUGGCCCAGGCGACCGCUUCAUCAUCGGUGAAUCCCAGGCUGGAGAGCAGCCCACUCACACAGUGAUGCCUGGUCAGGUGAUGAGGGUAACGACAGGUGCUCCUAUCCCCUGUGGGGCCGACGCUGUCGUCCAGGUGGAAGACACUGAGCUCCUGCGCGAGUCUGAAGACGGCACAGAGGAGCUGGAGGUACGAAUCCUCGUCCAGGCUCGUCCAGGGCAGGACAUCAGGCCUAUUGGUCACGACAUCAAGCGUGGCGAGUGCGUGUUGGCAAAGGGAACCCACAUGGGCCCGUCUGAAAUCGGUCUCCUGGCCACGGUUGGAGUCACAGAGGUGGAGGUCCAGAAAUUCCCCGUGGUGGCCGUCAUGUCCACGGGAAACGAGCUGCUGAAUCCAGAGGAUGACCUCCAUCCUGGGAAGAUCAGGGACAGCAAUCGUUCCACCCUGCUGGCCACAAUCCAGGAACACGGCUACCCCACCAUCAAUCUGGGCAUCGUGGGAGACAACCCCGAUGACCUUCUCAACGCUCUGAAUGAAGGCAUCAGCCGUGCUGAUGUCAUCAUCACCUCAGGAGGAGUGUCCAUGGGAGAGAAGGACUACCUUAAGCAGGUGAUGGAUAUCGAUCUUCAUGCUCAGAUCCACUUUGGUCGUGUUUUCAUGAAACCAGGUCUCCCAACAACAUUUGCAACCUUGGACAUAGACGGUGCUCGCAAACUAAUCUUUGCCCUCCCAGGAAACCCUGUGUCCGCUGUUGUCACCUGUAAUCUUUUUGUCAUCCCUGCCUUAAGGAAGAUGCAGGGCAUUUUGGACCCUAGGCCUACCAUCAUCAAAGCGAGGUUGUCUUGUGAUGUGAAGUUGGACCCUCGCCCUGAAUACCAUCGCUGCAUUCUGACAUGGCAUCACCAGGAACCACUGCCAUGGGCACAGAGCACAGGGAACCAGGUGAGCAGCAGGCUGAUGAGUAUGCGCAGUGCUAACGGGCUCCUGAUGCUACCUCCAAAAACAGAGCAAUACGUGGAGCUGCACAAGGGCGAGGUGGUUGACGUCAUGGUCAUCGGCCGGCUAUGAUGUCAUCACAGCGGGACGGCGAACUUGGCGUCAUAUAGCGCGGGUUGGAAUGGGUGGUUCACGGUGCAUGUCCACAUAUCAUUGACUAUUCUGUAAUAUGCAACGGCACAGCUAGUUUUUAUUGAUUUGGAUAACGUUGAGGUAUAGUCAACAUCUCGAUCACAACCUAGAUACAUAUGAAGAAAAAAAAAUUAAUUUAAAAAGAUUAUAGUAUUUCAAACAAAGAAAAAUAUAACUUUUAAAUGAAAAAAUCAAAUUAUAAAAAGAGAUUUAUUCUGUAAUAUAUUAUUAUGAUUAUUCUUAUUAUUAUUAUCAUUAUUAUUCUUAUUAUCAUUAUUAUAUUAAGGCAAAUUUGUUCCUUUCAUUGCAAUUGCUUUGUGUGUUCAAUGCUAGACCUUAUCUAUAGCAGUAGCAUUUUAAUAGACAGCUGUAGGUGCCUGCCAGGACAAAAAAAAAAAGAAAAUUAUUAUUUUCUCAUCGUUAGUGGAAAAAAAAAUCAGUUUUUUGAAAAAUGAAGAAAACAGUGAGGAAGACCACAGAUUUCCCACAGUGUUCAGCGAAAGAGGAAGAGGGGGCACGCGGAGGCCACCUCCUCUUUUGAGCACCCAUCAAGGUGACACUUCUGUUUUUCUCUCAUUAGUAUGCAUCAUAAUGGCUUCACAAAGAGCUUUGCUUGUUGUUUAUCUUGUGAGUCUUGUUUAUGUGCGCAGUGCCAAAUGCCUGGGCAGGGAAGGUGAUGUUGGGAGAGCGAGAUCUGGGGGGGGGGGGUACAUGCCCCAGUCAGCCCAGAACCCUAAGCUUCCUUAUAUUCACGGUUACCGGGUGUAAACUCUGCUCCAAAUAACCCCCCUCCUCCUCCUCCCCACUACUGGGGCGAGCCGAACCUGGGAAAAAUAAUCUUUUAUUUGAUCAACUAUUUAAGAAAAAAAAACAACAAAAAAAAACAGACAAAGAAAAGAAACAGCUUCUUUAAGUGCUGACAGCCUUUUUAACCAACUUCACAAAAAAUGUACAGAGAAAAAAAAAUGAGAACCAUAUUGUACAGAUAUAUGUGACCAGCACUCCUAAGGAAAUUAUUAAGCAAUGAGGAGACAUUGAACAACGCUGUACUAUAACAUUUUCUGUAAUGAUAUGAAACUGAUGAAAGAGACUAAGAUAAUAAAAAUCCUUGAUGAUUAUGUAAAAAAAAAACAAAAAAACAAGUUCUUGUUGGGUUUCCUUUUUUUAAUAAAAUAUAUCUAAAGAAAAAGCAUUGACUUUCUUCUUUGGUGCUAAGAUGUGAGGCAGCAUCGCCUAAAACUUAAAGACGUGUAUGGAUUUUUGAAUGAAUCAACAAUGCCCUUACAAAACAACAUCAAAAUCCUUAGUAGUAA
Molecule: messenger RNA, 4375 nt
Organism: Solea solea (common sole)
Lineage: Eukaryota; Metazoa; Chordata; Actinopteri; Pleuronectiformes; Soleidae
Gene: gphnb
Product: gephyrin b
Exons: 26
Coding region: 69-3002 (977 amino acids)
Biological process (GO): establishment of synaptic specificity at neuromuscular junction; gamma-aminobutyric acid receptor clustering; glycine receptor clustering
Cellular component (GO): cytoplasm; postsynaptic membrane; cytosol
Molecular function (GO): molybdopterin molybdotransferase activity
Source: RefSeq, a predicted model, not a curated record